UUUAUGACAAACUCUACAAAAUCAGUACCAAAGAAGAGAUCUUUUGAUGAGACAGGCAACGCUAUCGUUAUUGGAGAUAGUUCCGUCGGGAAGACAAGUAUUUUGUUAAAGUUCUCAGAAAAUUAUCAUUCUUUGAGCCACAUCCCCACUAUGGGGAUAGAUUUUAAGACAAAGUAUAUGACAGUCAAAGACAAGAUUGGCAAGGAUACUAUGGUCAGACUUACAACUUGGGACACAGCUGGACAAGAGAGAUUCAGAACAAUCACACAAUCAUUUUAUAAUAAGGCUGAGGCUAUUCUUUUGGUAUAUGACUGCACUGAGAGAUCUACCUUCGAGACCAUUGAGAAUUGGCUUAAGUCUAUUGAGGUUCAUGCUCCUAAAGAAAGUUUUGUGAUUCUUGUAGCUAAUAAGAUAGAUUCUGACAAAAGAGAAGUAACUUCAGAAGAAGGAGAAGAAUUUGCUCGCGAAAAUGGCCUCCCUUACUUUGAAACUUCUGCUAAAACCGGUGAACAGAUCGAUGAACUAUUCGAGUUCUGUACAAAACAGAUACUUUGGAACAAAUCUGGGCAGACCAGUUCCCCAAAAAGACCAUAUCCUAGGCCAAUUACGAUCACGUCAGACUCAGAGUUCCAACCUCCCUCCAGGAGUUCUUGUUUUGUCUCCAGGGCUUUCAAAAAACUUUUUGGAAACUAA
This is a messenger RNA of Moneuplotes crassus, 693 nucleotides long. NCBI's taxonomy places the organism in Eukaryota, Ciliophora, Spirotrichea, Euplotida, Euplotidae. The record is from the annotation of a GenBank genome assembly.